Podarcis raffonei (Aeolian wall lizard) is the source of this 1470-nucleotide messenger RNA. RefSeq names its product programmed cell death 1 ligand 2-like. Lineage: Eukaryota; Metazoa; Chordata; Lepidosauria; Squamata; Lacertidae. The record is from RefSeq and is a predicted model, not a curated record. Gene Ontology annotation, biological process: cell surface receptor signaling pathway; T cell costimulation; negative regulation of T cell proliferation. The transcript has 7 exons. Gene Ontology annotation, cellular component: external side of plasma membrane. Bases 218 to 1156 code for a protein of 312 amino acids.
UUCAUUUCCCGAAAGAAGGCUGGCAUCUAUCCAACCACUUUCUUCAGAAAAGCUAGUUGUCGGAGUUCAGCAUUUUAUUCAUGAGAGAAGACUCUGGCAAUGAAGCAUGAUACCUUGUUCCUCGCUGGCUGUCUCAAGGCACAUACAUCAAGGAGGCGCUCUUUUGCCUGGGAAAACAAAUUUGACUGUGAAGGAGAUCGGCCUUAAAUCUUGAGAUAUGUCUAGGCAAAUGUCCAAACUGCUGCCAGUUGUGCUACUGGAAAUCCAGCUUCAUAUGAUUGCAGCUUUAUUCACAGUCAAAGUUCUUCAGCCACGUUACACUGCGGAGUACGGGGGUGAUGUGAUUAUGGGAUGUCGCUUUCCAGUCCAUUCCCCAUUAAAUUUGAUGGGACUAAGUGUCUCGUGGCAAAGAAAGCUGUCACUGGGGGAUAAAGAAGUCUACAAGCUCAACAAUGGCCAAGAAGACCUCACCCAUCAGGAUUCUGAUUAUCAUGGGAGAGCGUCAUUGUUACGUGAGGAGUUAGACAAAGGACUUUCUUUGCUGUCUAUCACCAACAUAAAGCUCACAGAUGCAGGAGAUUACAUCUGUGUUGUUAAAUACGAGGGAGCAGACUACAAGUACAUUACUUUGGAAGUUGAAGCACCCUACAAAAGAAUCAAUCUACAGGAAAGAAGAGAGGAAGAAGACUUGAUCUUAGCUUGCCAUUCAGAAGGGUACCCACUGGCUGAAGUUUCUUGGCACUAUGAGAGCAAUCUGAAUGCCAGCAUACAUGCAAACACUACAUAUGAAAUGACAAGGGAUGGACUUUUCAACAUAACCAGCAUCCUGAGAGUCAAACCAAGCACGCCUGGAAACUACAGCUGUGCAUUCUGGAAUCAGGAACUGAAUCAGGAGACAUCAGCCCACAAAUCAGUGGUUUUGCAAGAUAAAACACCUCCAGCACAUAACAGGGGGAAAUCUCCCCUCUCAUUCAUCCUACCAAUUUGUCUGCUGGCAUUAUUUUUACUAAUAGCAAUUGCCAUUAAAGUCCAAAGGAGCAAGUCAAGCACAAAGCUGAGUACCCGAAAAGGAAAACGAAGACUAUUCCGACAGUUUUUAAAGAGAGAUUUGGAUCUUCAAACCAAGGAUCUUACUGAGGUGACUGUUACAGACUGAAGAGAUAAAAUGAAGAUGGGAAACUGUUAUUCUGAGCUGCCUGCAAUUUUGCACUUUCCACUUAAUUCCGCUUUUAGAAAUGUAUGAGGAAGCAAUGGUGCUUCAGAGGUAAAUAGAGCUGACACUUCUGGUUUUUGUCAGCGCUGCAGCAUGUGAAUUGCUGAUCGUCUUUGUGCACUUCAGCACUGUCUUUUUAAAAACUGCAGAAAAUUGUGUUGCUGGUCAGCACUUCAAGGGGUUAUCUGAGUACAUCACACACAUUCUGUGACUUUGUGUACCAUUUCUCUGAAUCUCCCUGCCCUUAAUUUCCUCGA